UUAUCGACAUGGGACCUCAUAACUCUCAGCAUAUCUAUGGCCGGUGCCCAAAUUGCCUGGACUGUGGAACUUGGCUACGGUACUCCAUUCUUGCUGGGACUCGGUCUUUCCGAGAAGUUCUCUUCUCUCGUGUGGCUCGCAGGACCCAUUAGUGGACUGAUCGCACAACCCGUCAUAGGUGCUGUGUCCGAUUCUUCUACUUCAAAAUACCGUCGCCGUUUUUGGAUCAUGCUCUCGACAAUAGCUCUUGUGAUAUCUACCUUAACUCUUGCAUACUGUCAGGAGAUCGCUGCGUUCUUCGUUGAUUCACUUGGCGUUGGUGAAGGCGACUGGGACGAAAAGCGGAAUGAAAAGGCUAGUAGUGCUGCCAUUGGCCUUGCUAUAGUCUCAUUCUACGUCCUCGAUUUCGCUCUGAACGGACUUCAAGCUUCUCUCAGGAAUCUUUUACUUGACAUUGCUCCGCCGAGCCAAUUGAACGCAGGAAAUGCAUGGCAUGGUAGAAUGACAAAUGCUGGCAACAUAGUUGGUUACGGGUUUGGUUUUCUGCCUCUCGCUCAGUUGCCCAUAAUCAGGUUGCUGGGAGGUGAUCAAUUUCGCAAGUUCUGUAUUAUUUGCAUAGUGAUUCUCGUUGCAACCGUGGUAACUACUUGUGUAUGCCAUGAAGAGGAAGAGCGUCCUGCCAUGUCGCAGAGAACACAAGGGAGGGCAAGAGAUGUCUACGACAACAUACGUACAGCCGUCAUCAAUUUGCCCAGACCUAUCCGACGUGUUUGCUACGUGCAACUGUUUGCAUUCAUGGGCUGGUUUCCAUUCCUGUUCUAUUCGACAACGUAUGUCGGACAGAUCAUGGCGUUUGAGCAGGGCAAAGAACCAGAUCAUGAUUUCGCUAUUCGGUCUGGAGAAUUUGCCAUGUUGAUUUAUAGCAUAGUUGGCGUCAUUGCCGGAACAGUUCUGCCCCAUCUUGCUAGCCGGGAUCGUCGGCUUAUGGGGCACAAGAGCGAUGUCGAUGGAGAUGCUGAACUAUCUCGUAUCAGGGAAACUGUUCGACAAUGGAGGGUAGAUGCUGCUCGGCAAGGCAAACCUCUUCGCUUGCCCGUAAUGCCAUUUCUACUACGCAACAUUUGGACGGGUGCUCUUCUCUUUUUCUCUCUCUUGAUGUUUUCUACACUCUUCAUUACAACGGUUUUCCAGGCGACAAUAUUUAUCACUCUUGUGGGUAUCUGUUGGGCAGUCGCGAUGUGGGUGCCCUUUGCAAUCAUAAUGGAGCUUCUCAAGGAACCGCCUGCAAAUCAGCCUGUCUUGGAUGCGGGACGUCCUGUACGUGCACGCAACGUUUCCACCCCCGGCAAUCUUUCUUCUAUCAGCGUCCGUCGUGGCAGCGGCGUAGUGAGCGAACGGCAGCCUCUCCUUCGCCGCCGUUCUGUUGAUGAGUAUGACAACAUCGCCGAGGAGGAUGCCGUCGCCCCGCCAAUGGCUGGCGGGACUGUGUUAGGCAUUCACAAUCUGGCAAUUGUCAUGCCUCAGUUCAUUGUAUUUAUCUUACAUCUCACACUUUCAUUUCAGGUAGCCAUAGUGACGAGUGCAAUCUUCCGCAUUGUCGACGAGUCCACUGUUAAGUUGGCCGGUGAUGGCAACACCUAUUACGGCAAAAACGGUGUCGCAUGGGUCCUACGUUUUGGCGGAUUGUGCACAUUAUUUGGGGCGAUAAUUGCGCGGAUGGUCCCCCCAACCCCCACCGAGAAGGCAAUGCGUCGGAGACUGGGUGAAAUGAGG
Laccaria bicolor S238N-H82 is the source of this 1773-nucleotide messenger RNA. RefSeq lists its product as uncharacterized. The annotation marks the transcript as partial. The record is from RefSeq and is a predicted model, not a curated record. Gene Ontology annotation, cellular component: membrane. Gene Ontology annotation, molecular function: sucrose:proton symporter activity. The transcript is spliced from 12 exons. NCBI's taxonomy places the organism in Eukaryota, Fungi, Basidiomycota, Agaricomycetes, Agaricales, Hydnangiaceae.